AUGCCAUCACCGAGUAAUCAGCAGAAAUGUGUUGGAAAAUCACCUGUCAGUGACUUCACAAAAACACCACAGUCAGACAGACAAUCUACAACUUUUCCAGAGACAUGGGGAAAUGUAGAUGCAAGUUCAGCUGAGGAAGUCAGAGGCCUGCCUGAUGUAGUUGUUCCUGAGGAAACAGGCAGCAGCACAUGGAAGUACCUGGCAGAACGGCGGCAAAAGCGUCACGAUGCAGCAGUGACCGAGAUGCAGCAGGAGCUGGACUGCAUUGGCAGGGAGAUGGAAGCCUCUGUUUUGAAUCUUCAAGAAUCCCUUCAGCUUGAAGUGAUGAAAUCAGAUGAAAAGAGUAAACUUCUGCUUGAAAAGAUUGCAUCUGACGUGGCUUUAGAAGGUUUCUCAUUUGAAGGUUUGAAAGAACUCUGGAAUAUGAUCCACCAGGAGUCCUCAAACAGAAGGAAGUGGAUUAGGGCAGUGGACAAAUCCCUGAAGGAGAUUGAAAGGAGUCGAGCCAUGAAAAUAGCAGAUGUACUGACCAAGUAUACUGUGAAACUGGAGGAAAUUGCCUUCUUCUUGGCAGCUGAUGUUCACAAGCUCAUUAACAAUAAGGCCAUGAAUAUAAACAGAGCACUGCUGGGUAAUGAGAGGGCAACUGCCAAGCUGCUCUUUAAUUUAAUGAAAUCAGAGCUUGAGAAAGAAAAAUUGCAUCAACUGAAAUGGCAAGAGAGAGUCAGGGACUGGAAGCUCAUCCAAAAGAACUGUGUAGUUCAGAGUUUCAGAGAAUUUAUGGCAAAUGAAGAAAUACAGAAUCCCCAAGCUGUGAAAAUGGAAAUGGAAAAUAUGAUAAAGGAGCAGAUUGUACUCAGUGAACAGAGACUGAGGGUUUUGCAGCACAUUAGCGUCAUGUUGCCUCCAACACAUAAAAAAUCUGACAUAAAUGAAUGGUACAGAACUCUGGAGAAUUUAAACAAAAAUAUAGACACCCAUAAUGCAGAGUGUGUGGAAAAAAUGCUUGUCCAGUACGAGCUGGUCCAGGGCAAAUGUCAGGAAAAAGUGCAGACCUGCAAGAUGACCCUGUUGGAUAAGAACAUUUGCACAGUAGAAGAUGUUGAACUUGUGAAUUCCAACAUGCUUCAGAUGACUGAGAAACUAAGAAAUAGGUUUGAAGAAGAACUGGAGCACAUGGAUAAUGAUUUUAAGGAGAUGGCUAAAUGGCAUGAGCAGCACUGUCAAGGCUUGUACAGCUGUGUUCAGGAGGCCAUGGGUCUCUGGGAUGUCCAUCUGUCCAAAUUGUCCCUGCAGGAAGAUAUACUUCAGAAGAAAGUAGAUAAAUACAGAUUGCAAAAGGAUAAAAUAAUACAGGUGAUGAAAGAUGAUCUGGAUACAAUUCUGGAAAAAAUGAAAAUGGCCAGCUGUGAAGAAGAGCUGGAGGAAUAUUUGAAGAAUGCCCUUUCUUCUUUAGAUCAAAUUAGAACUAGGAAUGAGACAUUGAAGGAGAUUGCAAUGAAUGAAAUAAUGGUUUAUCCAAAAGCUAUUUUGAGGGAGUUGAUUUCUUACAGUAUAUCCAUCAGCCAGCAUUUUAGUGUAAAGGAAAUCUUCAAACAGAACUUGCAAGGCACAACAGACUCCAGAGUUCAAGAUCAAGAUAAUACCUCAACAGUCCAAACAGGGCUCGAGGCAAGGACAUCCCAUCCCAGAGCAGAGCAGGAUGAUCACCUCUCUCAGCUGGUGCCAGAAGAUAGGGACAGUUGUCAGAAAUCAGCUGGAGAAACAAACCUAACACAGAAACAGGUGAUCUUGGCACAGGAAAUUGAAGAAACAGAGGAAGAAGAAGAAGAAGAGGAGAGCAUCAUUCCUCAUAAAAGUGAAGAAAAUGAGCAUGCAGAAGAGGGACUAAGCAUUACACAGUCAGUGUCCAAGAGCAGCGAGGGAGAAAGUGCUGAAAUUGUCACAGAGGUUUUUUCCACUGCUAGUGGAAACACUUACACUGUUCUUGGAGUUGAAGAGGCAGGAAAGACUGACAUCACAGAGAGUGAUUUUAUAAAAUAUGAAAAAGAAGGACCACUUCCUGUGUACCUGAAAUAUGUACUUCUCACAGAAGCCACAUUUCUUGAACUGAAAAAAAGGAUUCGCCUUUGCUUUUUUGAACACUUGGAGGAAUGGUUUGCAGAAUCCUUGUCCAACUCCUAUGUCUUCGUAGCUGCCAAGAAAGAGGAGCUGAAUUUAAUACUUCUGCUGCAUCUUAAGUUGCAUCAACAAAAGCAGGAGGAGAUACAGACAAAUAUCUACAAUGUUCGAGCUGCGGAGCUGUCACUUCACAAAGAGCACCUUGAGUGCCACUGUGCAGUGCUGGCAGAAGUCCUGAAAAAGGAGAAAGAUGCAUUCCUCAGAUUUUCAGACCAGCUCAAUAACUUCAACACAAGCUUUCAUUCCCGAGUCCAUAACUUGGAGUAUGACUUGCUCCACGCUCCUGUGACUGAGCAGUUAGUUUAUUCCCGCAAUAAUCUGGAAUCAGAGCUCCACAACCAUCUGGAAUCAAUCAGGGUUACUGUGAGAAGUUACCAGCAGCACUUGGAGGAAGCUUUAGGAAGAUUAAGGGACUCAAAUGUGGGUUUUCUCAAAAGUUGCAGAUUAUUUUCAGAGGGUGGUGACUUUGCAUCUGAGGAGGUAAAGCUUUUCAACGAGUGUCUUCAGAAAGAAAGUAAGGAAAUUGACUCCUUUGAAAGUUCAAUCAAGGCAGAUGUAGAGAAAAUAAAAUCGAGCUGCUUGGAGCAGGCUACUGAACUUUUCAAGCAGUCUGGAAAAAAGUUUGCUUCUCUGUCUCUGGGUCGAGCCUUUAUGGAGAAGGUCCAUCAAUAUUUGAGAAAGCUACGACAGCAAAUCAAAUCAGAGGUAGCGAAUUCCAAUUUGCAGUCAGUCACAUUAAAGUCUUACCUGGAAAAGCUCCAGCAGAAGAGAGAUGCUUAUGUUCGUUCUACUGCAGAUAAAGAAGUUUUAACUUCUGAAGAGUUGUAUGCUUUUGCCAGAGAGGUGUUGGAAGAGCUGAAAAAGAGGAGCAAGUAUCUUGACUGCUUUGUAGUAAAGGCAGAGAUCCCCUACGGGACAUUGCAAGAGCACUUAGCCACUCCCGACGUGGAUGGGAGGUCACAAGAUUUCAUUGCUCCUGCUGUUCCAAAAGAGAGUCUUGGAGAUGAGAGCAAAAGGAUGGUGAUGGGACUGGAUCCUGACAAAUUCCCUUUGUUAAAUCCAAGCGGAAUGGAUACAUCAAUAUUUGAUGAUUUGGCAAUAAAAGUUAUUGGAAAUUUAGCUGGAUUUGACCCAUCAAAAAAAUAUCGAGACCUAAAUCGGGGGAAAAAGAAUCCAGUUCUUCCCCCAGUAAAGAAGAGGGUAUCUGAUGCAAAUUCUCAGAAGUCUACUAGCAAGAGGUCAUCUCGGGAUGAAACCAAGCGAAAAAAAAGUACUUUUAAGGGGAUUAUUAUGGAUAUUCUCUGUAAUGGUAACAACACCUUGCUCUGCCUUGGUGAGGAGUUCUAUGGAGAAAAGAAGAAUCCUUACUUGGGAAUGCUUGAAGAUCUGCCAGACACAUUUGAACAUUGGGCAGAAAUGCUCAGAGUGAAACUACUGUCAUACCAAAGGCAGACAGAUGAUUACUACAAUUUCUGUCUUAGAGAAUUUCGGGACCAGCUGAAGUGCUUUGAGGAGGAGCUCUCUUCUGUUUCCCAACUGGUCGUGGAAAGUCUUUUAAAAGAACAUGAGCAGAAACUCAGCUCUUUUACUGGUCAUAUUCAGCAUCUCUUCAACAGACAGCUGAAAGAUUGGGAGGAUGUGAAGACUACACACUGGAGAAAAUUACAUUACUCCCUGGGACACCCAAAUAACUCCCUUCAGCUGGAGGCUUUGUGCCAAGAGGAAAUAAAAAGGCAAAAAGAUCAAACUGAUGGAGUUCACCUGAACACAAAGAUGCUGCAGGAUUGUGCUGCUGAGUGUGCUCAGAGCUUUUUUUCUGCACUGGCUGCCCUCACUGAAAAGCUCCUGUUGGAACUAGAUGAAACCAUCACUGCUGAUGAUGUAAAAGUAGCAGGAACUGAAAUACCUACAGAGAAGACGCCAAGUUUAACGUGUCGUAAACAAACUGAACUUCCUCUAGGAACCUCCAAAGUUCAACAGUUAGUCAAACGAGGAAGGAGGUCUUGGCCAGGAAUACCUGAGACUGUUGUUCCCGACACUCCAGACUAUAUUCUUUGCAGAGGAACUGCAUCAGUUUCAACAGCUACAACUACCCUGGGCCAUCUGGCAGUGGUGGAUGCAAGACAAGCUGCAUAUAAGAAAUACAAAAGUAAAGUUGAACAGCUGUUUGCCCAGAUCAAGGAAGAAAAUGCAGCUCAGCUGCUGGCAAUUCAGCGUUGGAAUGAUUGGUGGAAAGAAUCUGUCUGGAAGAUAAAGCGACUCUACGUCUGA
Messenger RNA from Onychostruthus taczanowskii (white-rumped snowfinch), 4452 nucleotides. RefSeq names its product coiled-coil domain containing 180 (gene CCDC180). NCBI's taxonomy places the organism in Eukaryota, Metazoa, Chordata, Aves, Passeriformes, Passeridae. The transcript is spliced from 35 exons. The coding region runs from base 1 to 4452 and encodes 1483 amino acids. The record is from RefSeq and is a predicted model, not a curated record.